AUGCCGCCACCAAUGCCUAACCCCGCGAAGCGGAUGACUGCAAACCCUGCGCGACCCGUUGCAAGGUAUCGUCCCGGCAAACCAAUUGCGGAGGAAGAAUCGUCUGACGAGGAUGAAGAAUCAGAGGAAGAGCAGCAGCAACCACCGCCACCCCAGAGGAAGCCGCCGACCACGAGACCACGGCCGCCUACCACUCAGCCACCUCGACAAGAGGAAAGCGACGAGGAUGAUGAGGAAGGCUUUGUUACAGAAGAGGAAGAGGAUGAUAAUGCUGCGAUUACAAAACAUGUGCAACCGCCGCCUAAGGAUACAGCACCUUCCACCAGACAGGCUCCGAUAAGGCCGGAAUCUACAAGAGAAGAAUCUGCGGAAGACGAGGAAUCAGAAGAAGAGGAGUCCUCAGAGGACGAGGAAGAGGAGGAAACCUCGUCCGAAGAAGAACAGCCUCGGCGAAAAUUCCAGCGCCCAACAUUUAUCAAGAAAUCGGAUCGGAAACCUUCCACACAAGUCUCUGAUGCCCGUCCUGAAGCAUCUGCAACCCCAGACCCGGAAGUAGACGUCCAAACCCGGCGUCUCGCCCAAGCUGAACUUCUAAUAAAAGACAAACUCGAACGUGAUGCCCUUGCCCGCGCCCAGGGCAAAAAGGCAUGGGACGACGAUGACGAGAUCCUGCCGGAAUCCAUGGUGGACGACACUGACGGUCUCGAUCCUGCCGCUGAAUACGCAGCCUGGAAACUUCGGGAACUGAAGCGCCUGAAGCGCGACCGGGAGGCACUGAUUGCACGGGAAAAGGAGCUUGAAGAGAUCGAACGGCGGCGCAAUCUGACUGCGGAGGAGCGGGAGAAGGAAGACCAAGCAUAUCUGGAAAGACAGAAACAGGAGCGUGAAGAGGGUCGUUCCGAGGCCACGUUUCUGGCACGAUACCACCAUAAAGGCGCAUUUUUCCAGGGUGACGAGACGGCCGAGUUGCUCAAGAGGAGAGAUAUCAUGGGUGCCAGGUUCGAGGAUCAGGUUACCGACAAAUCUACUUUGCCCGAGUACAUGCGGCUGCGGGACAUGACGAAACUAGGGAAGAAGGGAAGAACAAGAUACACUGAUCUCAAAGGUGAGGAUACUGGCCGCUUUGGGGAUGAGGUGAAGAGAUGGAAGGGCAGUGGUGGUGCAGGACCAAAACCCGGGUCAGGGGCAUUUGACACGAGAGGCCUGGAUGAGCGGUUUUUGCCCGAUGAUGAUCGAGGGGGUGGGAGAAACGGCCCUACUGGCGCAAAUGCAAGUGCUGUUGCGCCCCGACGUGACGACAUGGAGAGAAACAGAGACUCGUAUCGAGACUCGUACCGGUCUCGAGACAGUGGUCGUGAUCAGCGGGACGACAGAGACUGGAACAGAGACCGACGGAAACGCUCAUAUUCGCGGUCGCGAUUGGGCUCUCGCUCCCGGUCCCGCUCUCCUCGACGGCGGAAGAGGGAACAUUCGUACGAGCGGGACUCGAGAGAUCACGGACCCUACAACCACCGACGAGACAACCGUGCGAAGGUCUGA
Messenger RNA from Fonsecaea nubica, 1539 nucleotides. RefSeq lists its product as hypothetical. Lineage: Eukaryota; Fungi; Ascomycota; Eurotiomycetes; Chaetothyriales; Herpotrichiellaceae. The coding region runs from base 1 to 1539 and encodes 512 amino acids. Gene Ontology annotation, cellular component: U2-type spliceosomal complex. The transcript has a single exon. Gene Ontology annotation, biological process: mRNA splicing, via spliceosome. Gene Ontology annotation, molecular function: RNA binding. The record is from RefSeq and is a predicted model, not a curated record.